Messenger RNA from Lacerta agilis (Sand lizard), 1264 nucleotides. It is a transcript of the gene NOPCHAP1, whose product is annotated as chromosome 10 C12orf45 homolog. Gene Ontology annotation, molecular function: box C/D methylation guide snoRNP complex binding. Bases 55 to 528 code for a protein of 157 amino acids. The record is from RefSeq and is a predicted model, not a curated record. Lineage: Eukaryota; Metazoa; Chordata; Lepidosauria; Squamata; Lacertidae. Gene Ontology annotation, biological process: box C/D snoRNP assembly. The transcript has 4 exons.
GGUUUCCCCCACGGAGGCUGCAGCGGGCGGAAGCCGCGGUUUGCAAAGAGGUGCAUGGCGCUGAGUGGAGAUGGCGCAGCUCCGGCUGUAUCCCGGGAGCUGCUUUCCGCGGGGAGCGGAGGAGGUAUUCAUGAGACACUAUUGCUAAAUUCAAAGCAUGCUAAGAAGAAAGCCAUGAGCUUACAGACGGUCAGGCUUCCAAGGAGCAACCUUUUGGACAGGGUGCAGAACUUUCUACCACAGAUGGCCAAUGCAAAUGACGAGCUAAGAAGAGAAAUGGAAAGCACCCCUGUUCAAGAGUUUGAUAUCGAACACGUGGAUGCUUCAGUUGAAAAAGUCAUUGAAAUGAAUGUGGCUUUGGUUGAGCUGAACAGCUCUGAUACAGAGGAAGAAGAUUCAGCCUCAGAAGAUAACUCCGAAAGCGAGGACAGUUCUGUUUGUGAAGAAGUGACCGUCGACAACAUUAAGCUUCCUAAAGCAAAAGGAGAAGGCAGAAUAGAAAUUUUGGACACUAGAAGUACUGAGUAAAUGUUCGCCAUCUCAGAUUUCAAUUCAUGUUAUGAGCAAUGUAUCAUAACUUUAAAAAAAAAAUUCUCUUGAAAAGCUUGUUUGUUUCCAGGUGUACUACCUGCAGACUGUCUCGCUCUUUGCAUCUCUCAUUCCCAAGAGGCAUGGAAGAUCACUUCAGUCCAAGCCCCAAGAUGAAAAAGGGGGCAGGUGGGGGGAGGAAGCAUUGAAUCAGGCAGACAGAAAAUACCCCUGUCAGGCCAAUUGGUGCUUUAAAUUGUAUUCUUAUUUAUUGAUGGAAGCAUGUAGAUUCUUCUAGUUAUUGGAGAGUCUUGUUUAGCUGCUACCCUGAAUACCUUUCAAAUUGGGGUGACCUGUGUGGUGAGUGACUCUUGCGUGUUACUAUGCAACAGCUUCAGCAUGGCAGCUGUAACCUAAGAGCUGAUCUUAGGUCUGCUAUAAGGGGGAGAGAGGAUUGCAUUGGCCUCUUAAGGGGAGGUUCCAGCUGUGGAUAGGUAGCAGCAGCAGGGCCGGUCAAAACAUUCCUUGUACAUACAGGGGAUCAUGAGGGAAGCUGCUGAAAGUCCUGUAGCCUAUUUUUCUGAUCCCAAACAUAUAUGUGUAAAUGCUCAGAUUAAGGUCAAACUAUCUAGCCUUACACCGGAAGUUUUUUUCCUAAAAAUUCUGCAUGGUGGUUGUGUGGUUGGGCAGCAGUCCUAUUACGCAUUUGAAAUUGGGAUAUUUCCCAUGUUUUCAU